AUGGCGCCCUCUCCCACAAUGCGCCGGCUUCUCAAGGAGACAGCAGAACUCUCCUCUCCCUCUUCCAACCCCAACCCAGCCUUUUACGCCGGUCCGGUAUCCGACGAAGACCUUCACGAAUGGCAUUUCACCCUACUAGGGCCGCCUUCUCCAUCUCCGUAUGAAGGCGGCAUGUACCAUGGACGCAUCACGUUGCCUCCAUCGUACCCGCUCAAGCCGCCCAACUUUCGCUUUCUCACGCCGUCGGGACGCUUCGAGGUCAAUCGUGAGAUCUGCCUGAGCAUCUCCGGGUUUCACGAGGAGACGUGGAUGCCGGCGUGGGGCGUGCGGACGGCCCUGACAGCACUGCGGAGUUUCAUGGCCGAGAAAGGCACCGCGGGACAAGUUGGAGGUCUGGAAGCCAGCGUCGACGUCAGGAAGAGAUUGGCUCGAGAGUCGAGGGCCUGGAAAUGUGAGGCGUGCAGGAAGAGUAACGAGGCUAUAAUGGGGGAGUGGUGGGAGGUGUGUAGGCAAAACGGUGUGAAUGUACAAGAGGAGGAAGGCGUGCAGUUGGAAACGCUUCCCGAAGGGAUAACCCUGGAACCGCGCAGCCCUGGGCCACAAGAUGAGAAGCGCUCGCCCACGAACUCGACCCCAGCCCCGGCGGACGCUACAUCGGGACCGGAGCAAGUCAUAUCGGCAAAAACCGACGACAAGGGAAAGGGCAGAGCAGAUGCCGCCUCGCCGCCCGCCUACAUCAAGGACGAAAAUAUCAUGUCCGAUAAUGCGCAGCAACAAAGCCGGGUACCGACAUCACAUCCAGAGACCGUGUCUAGCACAAGUACGGGGACGAGUACGAGUACACCAUCACAGACACAGAACACAUCAACAGCCCCAGACAGCAAUACAAGCCUACUACAACCACCACAACAACAACAACAUCAUCACCCUCACCCUUCUCCGCCGCCGCCGCGGAUGAUUCCUACCCCUUCCGCUGAAGCGGCCCAAGCAUCUGCCGAAGCCGUGCUUACACCUUCAGAUCUCUCCUCCUCCUCCCCCUCCUCCGGGGCACAUCGACCAAGCAUAUCCCUCAUCUCCGGCAUCCACGCACCUCCACUCACCGCGGCAAACGCGGCGCUUCAGAACUCCAACUCCGCGGCACCCCUGAUCCUCCAGCGCGACCGGGCAAGGGAGAGCGUCACGAUCGACCGAGCCAUUGCCGGGGUCUUCCUCGCCCUGUGCCUGAUGGUGCUCAAGAAGAUCUUCUACCCUGCCGGUUCCACGAACGGCGCGGGGUUCGGAGGAGGCGUGGACGACUUUUACCUCCAACGUGAAUGA
This is a messenger RNA of Exophiala spinifera, 1317 nucleotides long. RefSeq lists its product as uncharacterized. The record is from RefSeq and is a predicted model, not a curated record. The transcript has a single exon. The coding region runs from base 1 to 1317 and encodes 438 amino acids. NCBI's taxonomy places the organism in Eukaryota, Fungi, Ascomycota, Eurotiomycetes, Chaetothyriales, Herpotrichiellaceae.